UAAUGAAAAGAUCAUAGAACAUGGCAUCAGAACUGCCUGAGCAGUAGGACCAGAAUAAAUCAGAUUCAGGACUUACCUGGCAAGACCCUUUUCCUCCCAAUUUGCCAAAAAGAUAAAUUACGGAGUGACUGGUUUUCCUGGGAACAGGAUACGCCAUUGAAGGAAUUCCACAGUGUCUCCACCCCUAGCCCUUCCUGGGGAAGCCCAACCUGGCAGCUGUAUAAAUAGGCACCUUGCAGCUUCCUGCUCCAACCCUCCCCUUUCUCUCUCCAAAAUGGACAAGUCCCUUCUGCUAGGACUCCCCAUCCUGCUCUGCUGCUUUAGAGAUCUGCUCUCACUUCUAUUUCCCUACUCUCUGGCCCAAAUUAUAGAAGUUGUUCAGUGCAGGAUGUGCCACCUCCAGUUUCCAGGAGAGAAGUGUUCCAGAGGCAGAGGAAUAUGCACUGCAACAAAGGAAGAGUCUUGCACAACUGGGAGGAUUUUCAAAAAUGAUGGUACUCCCUGGUUAACUUUCAUGGGCUGCCUAAAGAACUGUGCUAAUGUGGACAACAUAAAAUGGAGUGUCUAUUUGGUGAACUUCAGGUGCUGUAGGAGCCAUGACUUGUGCAAUGUACACCUCUAGAAAAUGCUCGUCCUUCUGUGGCUCCGAUCUCUGAGUGACAUUGUUGCCUCGGACUCUUCACAACGAUUUCUUUAAAAAGCACAUUUCAGAUUGCAAACACAUGGCUCUGCCUUCUGCAGAUUCUCUGUCUUGGCCCUUAGGGGGGGAAACACCCUGAGAGCAAGAUCAAUAUAUCUCACAGGCUGUUACAAAACCUAGUGCUUUCACUGUAUACCUAAGUUGCUUCACAAAAGGAAGAAGAAAAUAGAUUCUUUUCCCUCCUUCUUCUCUUUCUUCUGCAGCAAAAUAUUUUCAUAUUUUUUAAUGUUUUUUUCUCUCAAUAUUGUUCUUUAUAUCCCACUCCAAUUAAAGCAUAUGACCCUGGCCUCAUGGGGUGGGAUGUGGCAAAGUAAAAAGAGAUGGCUUGAGUCUUCUUGAAUUUUGUUUAUGAAUGCCGUUCCCAGAGUGAGCAAAAGGGCAGAACAUAGAAAGGAAUUUGCACGAGAACUAUGAAAAGAGAAAGAUCUCUGCCUUCUAGAAUGAGACUCUCUUUGCGGUUGGGAGUUGGAGAAAAAGAGGAGGAGGCAUCCAUUCUAGAGAUAGUACUUGCGCUCCGCUUCCCUGGCAAAGUCACAGGAAGACACCAACCUCUAGAUAGGGAAGAGCUGUAGGAUGCUUCCAAGGAGAUGAGACCAGAAGCAGCCGCACAGAUAUUCCCAUGCCUGAAUCAAUUCCCAUGCCUGAAUCAUGGCGUGGAAGAAGCUGAGAUCUAUGGGACCUGAGGAAGCCAAGCGGGUCUUGGCUACUAGACAUCUCAACAGCAGCCUCUGUGGAGAGCUGUCCCCAUGACCAGAUGCCUCACCCCACCCUCCAGCUCCAUCUCACACACACUCAGGACUUUCACUAUGAAUAGUUCUAGCACACUGGGGAAAAGUAGGGAUUGGAAUGAGCAUGCUCACGAGAAUUGAGACUGACUGCUAAUAAACUGGUAGGAUGAGGCCUGGAAGGGAUGAUUAAUUGAUAUUAUAAAAAUAUCAUAAAGAAAGUUACAUUUCUUCUAUACCCAUAUUGUGUUUUCUUCUUUCUCUCCCCUCCAAACCCUUCCUUUAUUUCUUUAACAAACAUUUAUUUAAAACA
This is a messenger RNA of Diceros bicornis minor, 1738 nucleotides long. It is a transcript of the gene PATE1, whose product is annotated as prostate and testis expressed 1. The record is from RefSeq and is a predicted model, not a curated record. Lineage: Eukaryota; Metazoa; Chordata; Mammalia; Perissodactyla; Rhinocerotidae. The coding region runs from base 275 to 622 and encodes 115 amino acids. The transcript has 3 exons.